AGACUUUGGAAUAUAUCAGCCGGAUGGGAGGCCAACUUACAUAUAAAAAGUCAGAAAUUGUUCUGACUCUUUGUGAGCAAUUAAUUGUCUGAGCACGAUCUUAAAAGGAAACCAUCUUCAUGAUACGAGAAACCAUGGCAACUGAGCUAUCAUCAAAUUGGAAGAAGCUUCAGGCGCAGAUCCAAGCAGAAUCCACUACCAGCUCAACCACGAACCCAACAGCCCGGAAACGAAAAGCUACGCAAACGACAACCAAAUCCUCACCGCCAGCUAAGAGACAAAAGUCAAAGUCUCUCGCGGCUCCUGCGCCCCAGCUGCCGGGGCGGCCUGUCGGCAACGCCAAAGCGAGAGCCCGAAUUCCUAACCUCUCAGCCCGGAUGGGUGCAGGCCAGAGUUCCAAGAUCGACACCGGCCCGUCACCGUCCCUCGCAUCAUGGGCAGCCGAGAACGACAUAUCCCCCGAGUCCCUAGCCGAGGCGUACGGCCUGGGCCUGCGGAACAACUCGCUCCUCACGUCGGAGAAGGAGAAAGUGAACGCGGGGCUCACCGAGGGGCUCGAGGUGGGCAAGUACAUCGCCAUCGACUGCGAAAUGGUCGGCGUUGGCGAAGGCGACUGCGAAAUGGUCGGCGUCGGCGAAGGCGGCUACGAGUCCGCGCUGGCGCGCGUCAGCGUCGUGGACUUCCACGGCCGCCAGGUGUACGACUCGUACGUCAAGCCGCGGGAGCGCGUGGCGGACUGGCGCACGGCCAUCACGGGCCUGACGCCGAAGCACAUGCGGUCCGCGCGGGACUUCCACGAGGUCCAGGCCCAGGUCGCCGAGCUGCUGCGCGACAGGAUCCUGAUCGGGCACGACGUCAAGCACGACCUCGACGCGCUGAAGCUGAGCCACUCCGUCCGCGACAUACGCGACACCUCCAAGUUCCCCGGGUUCCGGCAGUACGGCAACGGGCGGAAGCCGGCGCUGGCGAGGCUGGCGAAGGAGAUCCUCGGGGUGGAGAUCCAGAGCGGCGCGCACUCGAGUGUGGAGGACGCCAAGGUCGCCAUGGCGCUCUUCAGGCGGCAUAAACCUGCGUUUGAUGUGGACCAUGCGAACCGGUUUCCGAUGACUACGGGGACGGCGAAGCCCAGGGCCAAGAAGACCAAGAAGAAGAAGAAAUAGCGGGGGGGGAAACGGAACUCGGACGUCUGGAGAGGAGAGUUGCGGAUCUUUGGGAUACCCUGAAUUGCGGUCUGAUCUCAUGUGGGUGGACCUUGACUAUUCAUGUUUCUUCUUUUUCUUUUCCACCUUGAGGCCAAUGUAUAUAUGAUUCCGAGACGUGCAUGUCAAGUGGACGCCGACUAGAGAUGUUCUAUAGAUGGCAUGACAGCGAAUGGAUACUAUAGAUUCCAACACAGGUCUCACACCCUC
Messenger RNA from Sodiomyces alkalinus F11, 1409 nucleotides. RefSeq lists its product as hypothetical. Lineage: Eukaryota; Fungi; Ascomycota; Sordariomycetes; Glomerellales; Plectosphaerellaceae. Gene Ontology annotation, cellular component: nucleus. Gene Ontology annotation, molecular function: nucleic acid binding; 3'-5' exonuclease activity. The record is from RefSeq and is a predicted model, not a curated record. The coding region runs from base 135 to 1160 and encodes 341 amino acids. The transcript has a single exon. Gene Ontology annotation, biological process: ribosomal large subunit assembly; rRNA processing.